Penicillium atrosanguineum is the source of this 1131-nucleotide messenger RNA. RefSeq names its product TauD/TfdA dioxygenase family protein. Gene Ontology annotation, molecular function: oxidoreductase activity. The transcript has 2 exons. Bases 1 to 1131 code for a protein of 376 amino acids. Lineage: Eukaryota; Fungi; Ascomycota; Eurotiomycetes; Eurotiales; Aspergillaceae. The record is from RefSeq and is a predicted model, not a curated record.
AUGAGUACUUUCACAGUGUGCCUCAACCCGCUCCCUAAGUCUAGCGUGUGUCAAGUGGACUUUGGCACUGAGCUAAGUGGACUUGACCUUGAAAAUCUGAGUGAUAUGGACUUUGGCAUCCUUCACAAGGCCCUAUAUGAGAACCAAGUCGUCGUUAUUAAGAACCAAAAGAGCCUCUCCCCACAUGCCCAAUACGAACUCACUCGACGCUUCGAUCCAUCUGCCGGCAUCUACAGCCAUGGAAAAUCCAUCGACAAGCGCAGUGUUCUCCACGCCGACUUGACCACGAUCCCUCAUCAACCACAAGUCCAAGUCAUUGGAAGUGGCUCCGUCGACGAAUACGAAGGACUGGUCAAGCUCAAAUUGAAGCAUCCCCAUCACAAAGCAUUCCACAAGCACCCAAUCUCGGCCGAGGAUGAUGCCGAAUUCACCCAUUUCUACCGCUGGCAUAUUGAUUCAGCCAUGUACAAUCUCGACCCGCCCCUCAUCACCUCCUUGCUAGCCGUGCAAGUGCCCCAAGGCCGUCGUCAGACCCUUUGUUACGACGACGGAACCAACACCGAGCUCGACGUUCCCCUAGGAACAACAGCCUUCUUUAGCGGGUACCGUCUCUACGAAAUGCUCACCGAUGAAGAAAAGUACUUUGUUCGCACUAGCAAAAUCGAGUACGCACCGCACCCAUAUAUCUGGAUGAGCAAGGCUAAGUCCCGCUCCAACGGGUUGGGCAUCGUAUCCGAAGGACUCGAGCUGUCGAUGGAUGGGUUACCUCAAUUCGAAGAUUCGAAGAUCAAGAUAUACCCGAUGGCGUGGAAGAAUCCCGUCACUGGGAAACUGGCGAUGAUGGUCUACCCGACCUGCGUGCGGAAGAUUCAUCUUGAGAAUGGGGAGGUUCUUGAUGACCUUGUUGAGAUUCGGGAGCGAUUGUACUCGUUGCAGAGAAGGGCGAUUGAUCCCCAGUUUGUCUAUCCUCAUGAUUGGAAGGAGGGCGAUUUGGUGCUUUUCAAUAACCAUGGUGUGAUGCAUUCUAUUGUUGGGUCGUUCAAGGAGGAUGAGGUGCGUGUUUUCAGACAGUGUAAUAUGGCUGCGAGUCGGCCACCUAUGGGUCCCGGGGAUUCUCUGCCUGCGCAAUGA